Messenger RNA from Prosopis cineraria, 659 nucleotides. RefSeq lists its product as uncharacterized. Bases 122 to 394 code for a protein of 90 amino acids. The record is from RefSeq and is a predicted model, not a curated record. NCBI's taxonomy places the organism in Eukaryota, Viridiplantae, Streptophyta, Magnoliopsida, Fabales, Fabaceae. The transcript has 2 exons.
AUCAAAACAGUAUUAUUUGCGGAAGUUGUCUGGUAUCUCCGUUGUUCGCCCCAGGCCCCUCUCAGAAACGAGUUUCAGAGCUUCAUAGAACAAGAACAAGAGACCAAGGCAGAAUAAUUUCAUGGCGUCGUCUACAUCGAGGAUUGCUUUCCGCAUUGUCUUGAUUGCUCUAUUCUUUCUUCUUCUCUUCUACAUGGGCCGCCCUCUCUACUGGAAAAUCUCCGCCACCAUACACGAUAUCCGGCAGAACAAACAAACCGUCCGAGAAGGUCUUUCCCAGAUCGUUAUGGAAGCUCAGAGAUCGGUUGGUUGGUACCGCGACGAGUUUGACUCGGGUCGUGCUAACACCCGGAAGCUGCUUCUGGAUCAGGUUUAUCGGACGGUUGUUGGCUGAUGAGAGUUUUUAAGGGGUGGAAAACAAAACUGAAAAUAAAAAAGGGGUUUUGUCUUUUUCGAGAUUUUGUGAUCUAGUUAGUUUAUUUUAUCAAUGAUAAUUGAGGUAGGGGUAUCUUAUUAUAGUAGUGUAUGAAUGUAGAAUGAUAGAUUUGAGACAUUCUGGGCAAAAUAAAAUAUCAAUGUUUUCUUCAUUGUUGGUAGUUGAAUAAAGGCUGUCGGUUCUGAGAUUUGUGCAGUGAAAUAAACUAGGUGACUUCUUAUAA